AGCUCACUGGCUUCGUGUCACGGACACUUUUCAGCUGGAACCCAAUUAGCAUUCAGCAUUAGCUGACGGCUAACUGUGUAGCAUUCAGCAUUAGCUUACGGCUAAGUGUGUUAGCUCCACUCUCCACAUGCAAUGGAAGAGAGACAGCUACCAUGUUUAACAUUUACCCGCGCACGUCCCGACGCAGGUGUAGUUCACGCACGGGUCAUUUUGGAGCGUUUAGCGUGUCGCCCUGUGUCAUUUUCUCGCUGCCCGGUAGAGCUAACACAGAUUAGCAUUAGCGAUUUAGCCACUGUCAAAUAUCCAAAGGGGUGGAGCGUGUUUGACUGCCAGCAGAAACAGCCAAUGAGAAUUCCGAAGAGGCGUCCUCCACUGGCCUUUGAACCAAUCGGCUUGGCUCUAAGAAGAAGAUGAAGACUCCCCCGGACAGGUCAGGAAUCACCUUUGAGGUUGGAGCUCAGCUAGAAGCCCGAGACCGCCACAAGAACUGGUACGCUGCCACCAUCGAGAAGAUCGACUACGACAAAGAGCGGAUCCAGGUCCACUACCGUCAGUGGAGCCGGCGGCACAACGAAUGGUUCCACUGGACCUCGCCGUACCUGAGGCCCCUGGAGCGAGUCAGUCUGAGGAGGCGGGGCCUGAACCCGGCAAGCUCACUGCCGAUGUUCGUCUCAGGGUCAAAGGUUAUGGCCUGUUGGACCGACUGCCGUUUCUACCCGGCCAAAAUCCUCAGAGUCAACAAGGACGACUCCUACACAGUGCGUUUCUAUGACGGGGUGGUUCUGACUGUGAAGCCCACCAAGGUGAAGCCUUUCCAGGAAAGGUCCAGAUCUGAGAAGAGCGCGGUGGGAAGCGAGGGAUGGGAGGAAGGGGAGAGCGAAGAAGAAGAAGAGGAGGAGGAGGAUGAGGAAGAAGAAGAAGAAGAGAGUGGUGAAGGUGGUGCAGAAGGAGGGGAGGAGGAGGAGAGGAAUGAGGAAGCAAUGGAGGAGGCAAUGAAGGAGGCAUCGGGGGAAAGGGAAGGAGCUGAGGAAGAAGAAGAGGAGAGGAAGAGGAAGGCGGAACCUUCAUCCUCCCAUCCACCAGCAAAGAAAAAAACAGAGAGUCGAAUUAGUGCAGCUCAGAAUCAGCCAAUCACUGCUGACUGCACCCACCCCGAACCUCCUAGCCCCGCCCAUGUGGACAGAGACGUCCUGUUGGAGCGUCAGGCUCACCUGCCCACCACUCACAAAUUCAGCAGAGAGCCCCUCUACAGGGUGAUUAAGAACCAGCCACCUCCCAUCCUCUCCAUCGAGCUGGACCACAACCCCUUCAAGUGCCCCGCUGAUGGCUGCUCAAAGUCCUUCCGGAAGGCAAGCCUGCUGCACUACCACAUCAAGUACUACCACUCGGACCAGCCGCCGGGCGAGCAGCCGGAGACGCCCAGGAGGAAGAGGUCGUCCUCCAAGGGGAGCGACUUCCUGUCGGACGGCAAGGGCGAGGAACAGGAGGCCUGUCGCCACGACGACCGACAACACGGCAUUGCAGGGGCGGAAGUGAAGAAAGAAAGGAAAAAAAGCGGAGAGCAGGACAGAAAGGACAGGAAGAACUUCCUGAGGGUCAAACUAAAGAAGAAGAAGAAGAAAAAGAAGAAGAAGAAAAGUCAGUCAGGCCUCCCCAGCAGUGACGAGGAGAACUCCGAUCGACCCGCUAUCACGCUGAUGCUGACGGCCGGACCCGAGCACGAGCUCCCGCGAGGCGACGAUGGCAGCGACUGGUCGACGCUCACGGCGGAGAGCGGGGAGGACACGCCCACCUGGCCCGACUCCAUGGAGACGGAGGAGUGCGAGUUGGUGAGGUGUGUGUGCGAGGUGGACGAGGAAAAUGACUUCAUGAUCCAGUGCGAGUCGUGUCUGUGCUGGCAGCACGGGACCUGCAUGGGUCUGUAUGAAGACAACGUGCCACACAACUACACCUGCUACUACUGCAGACACACGGCAGGCUGGAGGCGGGCCCAGCGGUUCUUGUCAGAACCUGAUUUGCUGAUAUCUGGUCACAUGUUCGGCCUCUCGUGCGUGAGGGAGAACUACUCAGAGACCAAUGCCUCCACCAUCUCGCACACCAACAGCCUGCUGGCGCACACGCAUGGCCUCAAUCAGGUCCUCAGCGGGCUGCAGCUGAAGAUCAGCCUGCUGGACAAGCCGUCCCACCCGGACCUGCAGCUGUGGCGGUUGCCGUGGCGACGGGAGGAGGGGUCGAGAGCAGCGGGCGGCCCGAGAGGUGAGCCGCCCGUCUGCUACGUCAGCAGCGAGCACUGCUACCAGAAGCCCGGUGCAUCGUGGGAAAAGGUGCAGGCUGCAGUGAAGAAGGAGGAGGAGACUGAGCUCAGGGAAAUAAAGCCCGAAGUCGCCGACCAGAAACCCGAUGAUGUCCCUAUGGACACCAACGCCGCGGCGCGCACGGACCGGCGGCAACACGCACGUGCCCAGACGCGCCCGGCGCCGGAGGCGGAGUGUCAGCUGAACCUGCUGGAGCACGUGGAGUCCCUUCACCACCAGAUCAGCGGCAGGAUGGACGUGAUCGAGCGGGAGCUGGACGUCUUAGAGUCCUGGUUGGACCACUCGGGCGAGCUUGAGCCUCCGGACCCUUUGUCCCGCCUUCCACAGCUCAAACAGCGAAUCCGGCGGCUGCUGCUUGACCUGUGCACCGUGAGACACCUGUCGUUCUGGCGAUGACGUUCUCUGCUCCAAAAAAACCCAUUGACCUUUGAUUCUGUGAGUGUCUGCCAGCCAGACAGAGCAGAGCGACAGACGGACCGGUGGAGAGCAAAUCGUAGAGCGAGUCGACACUCCGGGUCUGGAGAGAGGAACUGGGGGGAGGGGGAAAAAGACUGUAAACAGGGGGCUUUGUUGAUUUUUUUAUUUUUAUUUGCCUGGUCGGAGACGCAUGUUAACGCACAGUGUGAGCAGUAGACCUACCGCGCAGCGUUAGCAUCAGACUGACUGUUAGUGCGCAGCGUUAGCAUCAGACUGAGUGUUCAUUUGCAGGGUUAGCUUCAGACUGACUGUUAGUGCACAGCAUUAGCAUCAGACUGACUGUUCAUGUGCACCGUUAGCAUCAGACUGACUGUUCAUGGGCACCGUUAGCAUCAGACUGACUGUUCAUGUGCACCGUUAGCAUCAGACUGACUGUUCAUGUGCAGCGUUAGCAUCAGACUGACUGUUCAUGUGCACCGUUAGCAUCAGACUGACUGUUCAUGGGCACCGUUAGCAUCAGACUGACUGUUCAUGUGCACCGUUAGCAUCAGACUGACUGUUCAUGUGCACCGUUAGCAUCAGACUGACUGUUCAUGUGCAGCGUUAGCAUCAGACUGACUGUUCAUGUGCACCGUUAGCAUCAGACUGACUGUUCAUGUGCAGCGUUAGCAUCAGACUGACUGUUCAUUUGCAUCAGACUUUUAGCGUCUGUAGUAACACUUUUGCAAGUUUCUCAAGUCAGACAUUUCGUUUUUGGAUUUAUUCGUGCACCUUUUGUAAAAGCUGAAUGACCCCUAGCAUCAGAUCAAUGUCUGUUUGGAGGUUUUGGUCCAUUGCUGGCAUUCAAAAGUCUAGUUAACAAGCUUCAACUGUCUGCUUGUAAACAACAAAAUAUUUGUACCCAUAGCAUGUCAUGAACAUCACUAACGUAACUUAAAGAUAAUCAACACUGGGACACAAACAUGGACUGUUUGUUUGGACUGUUCCAGCAUUUUGUCGCUUUCUGAUUUGACUUCAUUUACCUUCUUUUCUGUGUUGGUUCAUCAGGUUGUUUUUAGUUAAUUUCCUCUACUUUUCUAGAUUUGUGUUUUAAUGUGUUUAUUCAAUGUCUUCUCACAUUACAGAGAACAAACGAUGCGCAUGGAAGUUAACUUUUGACCUUUAUGUGUAACAAAGAAACUCCACUUGUGCAUUUAGUGUCCCACAACUUUCAGCCUUCCCCGCCAGUUUAAUCUCAACACGCACAUACAAAUGCAUCAUUAGACGGAUAAAACAUAUGUAAAUAUGUCAAAGUAUAUGUUUCAUACAGUUGUAAAGGAAGCUAACUGUACAAAGCUGUAGAUUUAUUUUCAUAGGUGGGAGAAGCGGGUUGGUUACCUUUUAGGAUCCUGACAGUGUUUUGGUAGAAGAACGCAGAGCUUCAGUGUUCUCCAGACGGUGCGUUCAGGCGCCUCCUCACAGCUGGCCGGGUCGUUUUAACCCAGAUAGGGUUCUGUUUUGCAAAGUUUUGGAGGAGGAGCCUGAAGGCAACACAAGUUCAUGUGAAGUCAAAGGUCAAUGAAGAAAAAUUCACACUUUGAUUUAAAUGGUGUUCCCGUCUGUGUGGAUGUUCUCCUACCCCCCCCCCCCCCACCAUAAAAUGCUCUGCCAACCAAACUGUAGAAUCUUUAUGAAUAUUAAAAGAAAUUAAAAAGACAAUUAUUCUGUUUUAUUUUGUUUCUGUUGUGAGGUUUCUCUCCAUCAGUUCUAAAGGAUUUGGGUGCUUGUUUUUUUUUCUAAAGGUAUUAGAAUUGGUCUUAAAUCUCCUUUUUGUGUUUAUUCAUUUUAAAAGCAUCACUACAUUUAAACACCAUUGAAAACCUUGUUAAAGAGUUAAAGAGAAUAAGACUUCACUAGAAUUCUCUUCAGUUUCUUUUCACGUGAGUUUGAGAUUUUCUGUUGGAGACACAAG
This is a messenger RNA of Pungitius pungitius (ninespine stickleback), 4683 nucleotides long. RefSeq names its product PHD finger protein 20-like. The record is from RefSeq and is a predicted model, not a curated record. Lineage: Eukaryota; Metazoa; Chordata; Actinopteri; Perciformes; Gasterosteidae. The transcript is spliced from 18 exons. Gene Ontology annotation, biological process: regulation of transcription by RNA polymerase II. The coding region runs from base 411 to 2711 and encodes 766 amino acids. Gene Ontology annotation, cellular component: NSL complex; nucleus.